UUUCCCAAAUACUCAAAUCAAAAUACAGAUUUGUAUGCGAUUAGCAUGUAAGAAGUAGACAAGCUCGCGUAGUGUCGUGCAUGCAUUUCAAUUUAAGCACCUGUUUCCUUUGCAUGCACACACGAUUUCUCUCUCUAUUCUCCUCCGUCUCUCUUUCUCUCUCUACAGAUACAUAUCUAUUUGUAAACUCGUAUCUAUAUCUCUGCAUCCUCUGUUUAAUUCUUAUUUUAAUUUUAAACUCUUCCAAAAGUAGGGCCACCGACCUCCGCCCGCCGCCGUUGGUUUUCGCCGCUUUCAGAUUCACUCCACCGACCGCCGCCCGUUGGUUUAGAGACUUGACUUAUGGGGACGUCAUGUUGCAUAGAUUUGAAAAAGGUUUUACGGUGAUUUUGAGUUGAAUGAUUGAAUUUUACGAGAAAUGGGGUCAAAGAUUUGCAUGAAUGAGUUGUGCCGUGCAACGACGUCGUCGGAAUGUAAGAAAGGUUGGGGCUUGAAAUCAGGUGGAUUUGCUAUUCUCUGUUACCGCUGCGGAUCUGCUUAUGAAAAUUCAAUUUUUUGUGAGUCAUUCCACCAAGAGGAAUCUGGUUGGAGGGCAUGCAGAGGAUGUGGGAAGCGCAUCCACUGUGGAUGCAUAGCUUCAAGAUUUUUGUAUGAAUACAUGGAUUUUGGAGGUGUAGAGUGCAUAAACUGUGCAAAGCAUAUGGAAAUUAAUUUAAUGCAAUCAAUGCAGAUCCCUGGUGUUGCCAUUCCAAAUGGCUCAUUUGUUACGAACAGUAUUGGAGAUGUGCAUCCAACAGUUGUCGAGAGUAGAAUUAAUGAUGAAAAUUUUAGUAUGGAGAGGCUGCUGCAGUUGACCAAGACUGCAGGGGCCAAUGAACCUGGACAGCCCUUUCACUCUCAUAAACGAGAAACUAUGGAAAGGAAGAGGCACUUUGCAACUCGUACCCAACGAUCGGGUGAAUCAUCUGCAUUUACCAAAACAGACAAUAGCAGGCCUAAACAAGGGGCUAAGGAUGUUUAUGAAUCGAUGUCACAGCCUCAUCUAAAUAUCUCUUUGAGCACUCCUUUAGAUGGUAACAGCUGUGGUUUACCUUUUGGUGCCGGAAACGCAGAAGGAAGUGAACAGAGCAAAGGCUCAUCUGCUCAGGGGCAGAGGCCACGCAAUAUUUUGCUGAAGCCGCUGGUAUCGGGCUCCGAGCAAAACAAAGGAUCCGCACGGGUUGCAAGGCCUCCUGCUGAAGGAUGGGGCCGCAAUCAGUUGCUUCCUCGAUACUGGCCUAGGAUUACAGAGCAAGAGUUGCAGCAAUUAUCCGGAGAUUUGAAAUCUCCUAUCAUACCAUUGUUCGAAAAAGUUCUGAGCGCUAGUGAUGCUGGACGGAUUGGUCGUUUGGUUCUUCCCAAAGCAUGUGCUGAAGCGUACUUUCCUCCUAUUAAUCAAUCAGAAGGUAUACCAAUUAGGAUUCAGGACAUAAAGGGGAAUGAGUGGUCAUUUCAAUUCCGAUUUUGGCCCAAUAAUAACAGCCGAAUGUAUGUUUUAGAGGGUGUAACCCCUUGCAUCCAAAGUUUGCAAGUACGAGCAGGUGACACAGUCACAUUUAGCCGAAGAGAUCCCGGGGGUCAGCUUGUCAUAGGUUGUCGGAAAGCAACCAACGUUUCCGAUAUGCAGGAUUCCCAAACGCCUACCAUUCCACAUGGUGGUUCUCCAGGAGAAAUGUCAGUUUCUGGUCAUAUCGAUAACCUGAUUACAAAUGGAGGCAGAACAAGUGAAGAUUCUAUGCAACGGUCUACGCCGAUUUUAGAGAAGAAGAAGGUUGAAAACAUUAAAAAUAAGAGGCUUCUCAUGCACAAUGAUGAAGCUAUGGAGCUUAGAGUCACCUGGGAAGAAGCGCAAGAGUUGUUCUGUCCAUGUCCAGCUUCCAACCCUACGGUUGUCAUGAUUGAGGAUCAUGCAUUUGAAGAAUUUGAGGAACCACCAAUUUUCGGAAAGAGGACAUUUUUUACAUCUUCCUUUUCCGGGGAGCAGGAACAAUUGGCUCAAUGUGACAGUUGCUCAAAAUGGAGAAGGUUGCCUUUGCAUGCUCUUCUUUCUGCAAAGUGGACGUGUUCAGAGAAUACAUGGGACUCAAGCAGGAGUUCGUGUGCUGCUCUAGAGGAUAUAAAUCCAGGGGAUCUGGAUGCUUUCUUUAGAGUUAUCAAGGGUAUGAACCAGGAUUCUAAGAGGCGAAGAAUUGCAGAUAACAGAGCACCCAAAGAGGGGGAGCCUUCUGGCUUAGAUGCCUUGGCAACUGCUGCUGUUCUGGGAGACAACAUGGGUGAGUUGGGAGAGUCUUCAGUUGGAGUUACUACAAAACAUCCUCGGCAUCGCCCCGGCUGCUCGUGCAUUGUCUGCAUUCAACCUCCAAGUGGGAAAGGUAAGCAUCAGCCCACAUGCAAAUGCAAUGUUUGCUCGACAGUUAGACGUCGCUUCAAGACGCUCAUGAUGCGCAAGAAAAAGCGAAAAUCGGAACGGGAAGCGGAGCUUCUUGUCCAGGCCAAGGGUCCCUCAAAUGAUGAUAUUGAAAACGAAAAAAAAGCUGGACACGCAUUGCUGCGUAUGAUUCAGACAGAAAAUGCAGGUGGUACAAGUGGAAAUCAACUGGAACUGGCGGAGGCGAACAAGGGACAUCUCGACUUGAAUUCUGAUCCUAAUCACGAGGACGACAUGCUCAAAGAGGCUGCUGGGAUGAGCUUGACGGCCUUGAUCAAUGCAGCUAGCCUUCCGUUGGAUAUGUAUUUUGGACCAAAUAGAGUUGGUCCUGGUUUGCUUUCGCAAGCUGUUGACAAGAGCGAUGGAUAUGGUGUAGGGGGCAUUGCAUCUGGAAAUGAGGCGCAGAAUAAGGGUGAAGACGGGUAAUUUGGGAGACCCCUCUUGAGUUGUAUAAUUUUUGGUGCUAUUUUAUGAUGGAUAGACUACAGAUUUAUAUUGUUAAUCUAUAGAUGCAUCCUUUUGUAAACUCGGUUAUCUUUUUCCCUCACAAUCCUAUAGUUUGUGUUAUGCACUUAUAAAGUGGAAACAACGGAGUUGAUUGAGGGGUU
Molecule: messenger RNA, 3075 nt
Organism: Olea europaea var. sylvestris
Lineage: Eukaryota; Viridiplantae; Streptophyta; Magnoliopsida; Lamiales; Oleaceae
Product: B3 domain-containing transcription repressor VAL1-like
Exons: 14
Coding region: 419-2893 (824 amino acids)
Molecular function (GO): DNA binding; zinc ion binding
Source: RefSeq, a predicted model, not a curated record